Lathyrus sativus (Indian pea) is the source of this 1167-nucleotide messenger RNA. The record is from the annotation of a GenBank genome assembly. NCBI's taxonomy places the organism in Eukaryota, Viridiplantae, Streptophyta, Magnoliopsida, Fabales, Fabaceae.
AUGUUUUCUUGGUUAGCAAGGUUAGUUUCCGCGUGCUUGAGACCAGUGAGACGGUAUGCACGUAUGAACAAAGAUGUUGAUAAUGAUUCUGAUGGGGCUUCAACAACUGGUGAUGCCCUUGUUUGGUGUAAGGAUCUUGAGAAACACUCGUGUGGUGAAUUCUCGUUUGCUGUUGUUCAGGCUAAUGAGGUUAUUGAAGAUCAUAGCCAAGUUGAAACUGGUUCUGAUGCUGUUUUUGUUGGUGUUUAUGAUGGACACGGUGGUGCUGAUGCUUCUCGGUUUGUCAAUGAUCAUCUCUUUCAUCAUCUCAUCAGGAUUGCUCAAGAAAACUGUUCUAUCUCCGAAAAUAUUAUAAGGAAUGCUGUUUCUGCUACGGAGGACGGAUUUCUAACCCUUGUUCGGAGGAGUUUUGGAAUAAAGCCACUGAUAGCAUCAAUGGGUUCAUGUUGUCUUGUUGGUCUUAUCUGGAAAGGGACAUUAUAUAUAGCUAAUCUUGGAGAUUCUCGUGCUGUGAUCGGUUCAAUGGGUGGAGAUUCUAAGAAGAUUGUUGCUGAACAGUUGACCAAAGAGCAUAAUGCCUCCAAAGAAGAAAUCAGAAGAGAACUCAGAGAUUUGCAUCCUGGAGAUUCGCAGAUUGUUAUUAUGAAGCAUGGAACAUGGCGUGUUAAAGGCAUCAUCCAGGUAUCAAGAUCUAUAGGUGAUGCAUAUUUGAAGCGGCCGGAGUUCUCCUUGGAUCCUUCAUUCCCACGGUUCCACUUGCCUGAUCCUAUCCGCCAACCGGUUCUUUCAGCAGAGCCAUCUAUUUCUUCACGAGUUUUACAACCGAACGAUAAAUUUGUUAUAUUUGCAUCUGAUGGCCUUUGGGAACACAUGACAAAUCAGGAAGCUGCUGAGAUUGUUCAUAAAAACCCUAGAAAUGGGAGUGCAAGAAGACUUCUUCAGGCUGCAUUGACUGAGGCGGCGAGGAAAAGGGAAAUGAGAUAUAAAGAUAUGCAGAAAGUUGAAAAAGGGAUUCGGCGCUUUUUCCACGACGACAUCACAGUGAUUGUGAUCUUCAUCGACCAUGAGUUGCAAAAGAAGAAUGCUGAUGUUCCAGACUUGUCCAUCAAAGGGUUUAUCGACACAGUUGGAACAUCGAAAUUUAGAAGUUUCCAAGAAAUGCAAUGA